UUUUAUCUAGUAGGCACAGAAAGGACGAGACUUCAUUGACAAAUGUCUAUAAUCGGCUCCAUAUACGAGGAUGUGACGACCGACGUUCUGGGCCAAAUCGGGGCAUGGCAGUGGAUGGUGACCAUCGUGUCCACUGCCCUCAUGGCUUCUAACAUGUUCAACCAGUAUGAAGACAUGUUUUUUCUGAAGCAGUCGACCAACAUAAUCUGUACGCCGCCUCACGGCUCUUAUGCGACUAACGACUCCAGCCAGUGUCAUGUAAUUUCUAAAAAUAGUAGUGAAGAAAUUCGCUGCCAGUUGUGGCAUGUAAAAGUAUUGGGAUUAUUUUGGCUGAAGAAAAACUGGAUAAUGGCUUGCGAUCAAGAUUGGAAGUUCCUAUCAGCAGCGAUGAUUUGUCGUUUGGGAGUCAUGUUCGGAUAUGUUGUCUUCGGUCUUAUUUCAGACAGCUUCGGACGAAAAAAGGCAAUGGUAUUAGAUGUAUACAUUAACUUCGUAUUGAGAAUAUCAAUCAUGGUUUGCGACUCUGAAAGUUGGUUCAGAUUGUUAGUUUUCAUAAGAUCUCUACUCGGCAGUGCUAAUAAUUUCAUGGGACUAAUUUUGAUUUGCGAGAUCGCAAGUAACAGAUGGCGCUCGUGGUUGAGUAUGAUAGUAGCAACACCGCGCCUGCUUGCGGCCGUGUGCAUGGUCCCGCUGGCUCGAGCCAUUGGCAACUCGGAGUCUUUCACCUUCAUCGCCUGCUUCUACGAUCUACUGCUAAUCACGAUUUUGAGAUGGACUCCAGAAUCUCCGCAGUGGCUACUAUUUAAUAACAAAAUUACGGAAGCCGAAAAAACAAUCUAUAAAGCCGCGAAGCAAAACCACGUUACACUUUGCAGUGACUUCAAAAUAAGGCCCGUCAAUCAAAGAGCUUAUUUUUGCCUAGACGAGGAUCAAACUUGUAUUCCCAUACUAAGCACCCAUAACACCAGGAUUCUAGCAUUCGUGUCCUUAUUAUUUUGGACUCUGGACUGUUUCUCGUGGAGUAUUAUUUACUCAACCAUGUAUAGUAGAGUGCAGACCAACUAUUAUCUGCUUAAAGUAUUAUGUUUGGUUGGGAUAAUCGGGUGCCUGACGAUACUUUUAUCGUUGAAGUGCAAGCUGCGACAUUUGCUCAUGGCGCAUGUAUUCUUGGCAGGCGUAAGCAGCGUGGCCGCUCUUAUUUGCAAGGAAUUCGGUGAGCCCAUAUGCAGCAUAUUAUACUCAUUCGCGAUGGCCACCAGCCUAAACGGGCACGCCAUGACCCUGACUAUCACGCCCCGUCUCUUCGCCAUCAAGAUCCGCGCCACCUUGCUCGGCUGCUGCCACGCCGCCGGGCAGCUCGGCGCCAUCAUUGGCUACCUCAUCACGAUCCUCAAGCUGACGGACGAGGUCUCUCUAGCGCUGCUAGAGGCUGCUGCUACCGUGACCAUGCUGGUCCUGUGCUUGGUGUUGCCUGAUGUUGAUCGCAGAGAGAUGCCCGAUGUGCUUGAGGACAUGGAUUAUUUUUCAGAAUUAUCAAAGCCCCUGCGCUGGGCGACGCAGAAGACGCACUCGCCGUCCCGCGAAGAGAUCGAGCUCAGGAAUUUGUCGUUCGGCAGCGCCCGCGCCCGCGUGGUGUCAACCACUGCGUCGGAGCACGCGCCGGCGCGACCCAUCGGCUGCGCGACGCUUUGGCGUGCGGUCUACCGCUUGUUUAGUAUAAAUAAACAAUAGACAAAA
Molecule: messenger RNA, 1737 nt
Organism: Cydia amplana
Lineage: Eukaryota; Metazoa; Arthropoda; Insecta; Lepidoptera; Tortricidae
Product: solute carrier family 22 member 4-like
Exons: 9
Coding region: 43-1731 (562 amino acids)
Biological process (GO): transmembrane transport
Cellular component (GO): membrane
Molecular function (GO): transmembrane transporter activity
Source: RefSeq, a predicted model, not a curated record